AUGCGGGACCCGCCCGGCCCCGCGCUGCGGGCGGCGCUGCCGCUGCUCGGAGCCGCCGUGUCCCUCUGCACAGGCCUGCAGUGCGUGUGCCAGCUGUGUGAACACACCAACUUCACGUGCCAGACGGAGGGCGCGUGCUGGGCCUCGGUCAUGCUGACCAACGGGCGCGAGGAGGUGGUCAAGUCCUGCGUGUCCCUCCCCGAGCUGAACGCCCAGGUCUUCUGCCACAGCUCCAAGAACGUCACCAAGACCGAGUGCUGCUACACCGACUUCUGCAACAACAUCACCCUCCGCCUGCCCCUCGCGUCCGAGUCCCCCGGCAGGGCGGGCAGGCCGGCGGUGCUGGCGGUGACGGUGGCGGUGCCGGUGUGUGUGCUGGUGCUGGUGGCGGUGCUGGCCGCCUGCUCCUCCCGGGGCCGCCGGCGCUGUGCCCGCCGCGGCCGCAAAGCGCCCAGCGUGGAGGAUCCCCUGUCUGAGGCCAACCUGGGCAGCUCCGGCAAGACCCUCCGGGACCUCAUCUACGACAUGACGACCUCCGGCUCCGGCUCCGGUUUGCCUCUGCUGGUCCAGAGAACCAUUGCCAGGACGAUUGUCCUGCAGGAAAUUGUGGGAAAAGGCCGCUUUGGCGAAGUGUGGCGCGGGAAAUGGUGCGGGGAGGACGUGGCUGUGAAAAUCUUCUCCUCCAGAGACGAGCGCUCCUGGUUCCGGGAGGCAGAGAUUUACCAGACGGUCAUGCUGAGGCACGAGAACAUCCUGGGCUUCAUCGCUGCCGACAACAAGGAUAACGGCACGUGGACUCAGCUCUGGCUUGUCUCCGAGUACCACGAGCAGGGCUCGCUGUUCGACUACCUCAACAGGGGCACGGUGACGGUGGAGGGCAUGGUCAGGCUGGCGCUGUCGGUGGCCAGUGGCCUGGCCCACCUCCACAUGGAGAUCGUUGGCACACAAGGGAAGCCAGCGAUCGCACACCGAGACCUGAAAUCCAAGAACAUCCUGGUGAAGAGGAACGAGACCUGCGCCAUCGCCGACCUGGGCCUGGCGGUGAAGCACGACUCGGUGCUGAACACCAUCGACAUCCCCCAGAACCCCCGCGUGGGCACCAGGAGGUACAUGGCUCCCGAGAUCCUGGAUGACACCAUGAACAUGAGCAUCUUCGAGUCCUUCAAACGAGCAGACAUUUACUCCCUGGGGCUGGUGUACUGGGAGAUAGCCCGCAGGUGCUCCAUUGGAGGAAUCACCGAGGAAUACCAGUUGCCUUACUAUGAUGUUGUGCCUUCUGAUCCUUCAAUAGAAGACAUGAGAAGGGUUGUCUGUGAGCAGAAGCUCAGACCCAAUAUUCCAAACCAGUGGCAAAGCUGUGAGGCGCUGCGGGUGAUGGGCCGGCUGAUGCGGGAGUGCUGGCACGCCAGCGGCGCCGCGCGCCUCACCGCCCUGCGCGUCAAGAAGACCGUCUCGCAGCUCUGCCUGCAGGAGGACUCCAAAGCCUGACCGGCCUCCCCGCGCCAGGAGGCGGGAAGGGACUCUGCUGUUCAUCUUUCCACGUGUGAUAGUAUUGUCAUUUCUGGUCUACCUCAGGUAACGUGGUUCAGUGUUGCAGUGCCCGCAGCGGAGCACUGGCCUCCGGCGGCGCGUUCGGCCGUGGCGAGAGGCAGCUCGGGACUCAAAGCUCGGGUUUGGUAC
Molecule: messenger RNA, 1680 nt
Organism: Empidonax traillii (willow flycatcher)
Lineage: Eukaryota; Metazoa; Chordata; Aves; Passeriformes; Tyrannidae
Gene: ACVR1C
Product: activin A receptor type 1C
Exons: 9
Coding region: 1-1488 (495 amino acids)
Biological process (GO): nervous system development; activin receptor signaling pathway; cellular response to growth factor stimulus
Cellular component (GO): plasma membrane; activin receptor complex
Molecular function (GO): ATP binding; activin receptor activity, type I
Source: RefSeq, a predicted model, not a curated record